GUGCACCAUCUUCCUUCACAUGCUCUGAUGGAAAAUGCAUACCAAUGCGUUGGAAAUGUGACUCCAAACCGGAUUGUGAUGAUGGCUCUGAUGAAACUGUUGGUUGUGACAAUGCCGCCAAAUGCAAUGAAGGACAAUUCCGAUGUAAGGCAAGUCAUAAAUGCAUACCCAACAAUUGGGUAUGCGAUGGCGAAUUUGAUUGUGGCGAUUUGGAUACAUCCGAUGAAAUUAAUUGUCCUUCGGAUUCUUUAAAGUGCCUUUCAUAUCAAAGAGAAUGCGGCAAUGGCGUUUGUCUGGAUAUAUCAAAGUUCUGUGAUGGCAAUUGGGAUUGUGAUAACGAUGAACUUAAAUGCGAUAAACAAGACGCCGAAUGCAGUACCUUAAAAUGUUCAUUCAACUGCAAGCUGACACCCCAGGGCCCAACAUGUUAUUGUGCGCCAGGACAAAUGCCUGUCAAUAAUACGCAAUGCAUGGACUUCGACGAAUGCACUAUUGAGGGCAUAUGCGAUCAUCAGUGUCAUAAUACACCCGGCUCCUAUGAAUGUUCCUGUGCGCCGGGAUAUAGCAAGCAAAGAAAUCGCUGUUACGCCAUUAACGUACCAAAAGAUGAACCUGCCUCAUUAGUUUUUAUCACUCAAACGGAUGUACGCCGUAUUGAUCCUAAUAAUGGCACCACAUUAGCCAUUGUCAAUGCUGUAGAUAUAUCGGCUGUUGAGAUUUGGCAUCGCAAUAGAAGUCUCUGUACCGCAGAAGCCAGUAUGUGGACAACGACAGAAUUGAAAUGCUAUCGCAUUGAUGAUAUGAAUGUAACAUGGGCGCUGCCGUUGCCGGAACUAAUUACAAGUACACAUGCCAUCGAUAAAUUACGUCUCGAUUGGAUAACUGGCAAUUGGUAUAUUUUGGGUAAUGAGCCCAGUUAUGUAUUUUUGUGCACAAAUACAAUGGAAUAUUGCAGCAUUAUACUGAAGGAUAUUCCCAAUCUAUCAUCGAUGGUAUUGGAUCCAACAAAAGGCUUUAUAUUCUUUACCGAAUGGAGUUCCAGUCUAUCACGUGCAAAUCUGGACGGCACAAAUCAUACACAGAUAGUGACCACACGGAUUUACUAUCCCAGUAAACUGACAGUGGAUUUGGCCAACGAACAUGUCUAUUGGCUGGAUGUCUACAAAGAUUUCAUCGAAAGAGUCGAUUACGAUGGCGGCAAUCGAUGGGCCAUGAAAAAAGCACCCGAUGUACACAUUCCAUUAAAAUCCAUUCAUGCCGUUGAGAUUUUUGAAAAUACCAUUUACCUGGGAUUAUGGAGUGAUGACAUGAUCAUUGGCUUGGAUAAGUUUUCUUUAAAAGGAAAAGAAGUGAUAAAGAAUGUCAAACAUCCGCAUGACUUUAGGAUGUUUCAUCGACAAAAACAACCUGAGGUGGCACAUCCUUGCCGCGUUAACAAUGGCAUGUGCAGCCAAAUAUGUGUUCCCAUGUGGACAAAAGGAUUUGCCCGAGCGACCUGCAUGUGUUCGCCGGGCUAUAAAUUACGCAAUAACACCGAAUGUGAAUUGUUGCGCUAUGAUAAAUUCCUACUGGUGGCCCGGCAACGUUUGUCCAGUAUAGCCGGCAUACCGUUAAAUGCUCCAGAACAAGCUGCCGAGGCCAUGGUACCCAUUUAUAAUGUCACAUGGAUUAUGCCGGUCGACAUUAAUGUGCAUCACAAGCAGGUUUAUUAUAUACAACAACAAAAAAGCAGUUACACUCUGCAUAGCAGGUCCACAUAUGGUACUGACCGUCGAACGCUGGCCAAUGGUAGUGAGACUAUUUCCGUAUUGGCAUAUGACUGGUUAACGGGUAACAUCUAUUGGGGUGGUGCUGAUUAUAUCUUUGUUGCUCCUGUGUCGAAUAUGUCGAAGGUCUUGUCCCUGCCCAUGCGUCAUGAAGCCAUGAGUUUAGCCUUGGAUCCUAGUAGUGGUUAUAUGUUUUGGGCCCAUUGGACAGCUAAUGAGAACAAAGCUUCCAUUUAUCGUGCCUGGUUGGACGGGUCACACAGAGAAGUUGUAGCAGAAACUAGCGCUGAUAAACCAAUGAAUUGGCCAUUGAGUUUAAGUAUUGAUGUACAGCAUAAGAAAGUUUAUUGGUGUGAUGUCAAGGACGGCACUAUUGAACGUAUGAAUUUCGAUGGAACUGAUCGUGAAGUGAUAUUCGCUGAUCCUGAAUAUCAUCCGAUUUCGAUUGCCUAUCACAAAGGUACCAUCUACUGGGUUGAUGCCAGAAACGGUACAGUUCGAAGUUUUUCAACACAUCACCUGAAUGGCACGAUAAAAAAUAAUGACAGCUCCAAGGUGUUUUCAUUGGAACGUGGUCGUAGUUCGAACUUAAAGGUAUUCGAUAUCAGUACACAACCAAUGUCUUCAAAUAAUGGCUGCGCUAAAAGCAAAUGUCCGGGUAUAUGUUUUAAUACGCCCAAUCAAUCGAUGUGCCGUUGCCCAGAUAAAUAUUCUCUUAACGGUACGGGUACCCAAUGUAUCCCCUCGCCUCAGGAUAAAGAGGAAAAACCAAAGAAUUGCACCACAGGAUUUCAAUGUUUGACAUCGGAUCAGUGCGUUUAUGUUAAGGAUUUAUGCGAUGGCUUCGAUGAUUGCAAAGAUGGCAGUGAUGAGAGCAGUGCUCCCGGUGGUCCUUGCGAUCCCAAAAAAUGUGAUUUGAAUGUGCAUUUUGUAUGUAAUAAUCGUUGUUAUCAGCGAUCCUUAUUGUGCAGCUCGAUCAGUUAUUGUCCCGAUGGUACGGAUCAAAGGAAUUGUGAUAGUCAUACCUGCAACAGUAACGAGUUCACCUGUACCAAAAGUGGCAAGUGUAUACAAAUGUCUUGGGUAAAUGAUGGUAUUGCCGAUUGUGGACCCGACGAUUCCUCGGAUGAGUAUGGUGAUGAUUUGAUCGAUGAUAAAUGUCCGGAGUUUGAGUGUCGUAAUGGGGUUUGUCGUUCGUUCUCCGAGGUUUGUGAUGGCUUAGAUCAAUGUGGUGACAAUUCUGACGAGGUUGCCUGCGAAUUCGAAUGCGGUCCCAAUGAACGUUACUGCAUUCCAAUUGGUUGCUAUGAUGAGACCCACAUGUGCGAUGGCAUCAACGAUUGCUUGGAUUUUAGUGACGAGAUGAAUUGCAAUGAGACCAAAUCGGAUCAUCAUUACAUUGACUUGGGGGAGGCUCACUCGUGUGCACCCUUUGAAUUCGGCUGUUCCGAUCCGUUUGAGUGUAUACCACAUUUCUUCCGCUGCGACGGAGUGCCACAGUGUUACGAUAAAUCCGAUGAGGUUAAUUGUACCGAAAUAAAACCAAUUGUUCGAGAUUAUAACGAGACAGUGAUAUGCGAACCACCCGAUCGUCACUGUGCCGAAUCGAAUAAAUGUAUUUCCGUCAAUCAGCUGUGUGAUGGUAAUAUCGAUUGUGAAGAUGGCACCGAUGAGGGUUAUCUUUGCUCUCAGAAAAUGUGCGAGCGGCCUGAUCCACAAUGUUCCCACUAUUGUCACAAUGCCCCGGAGGGCUUCUUCUGUUCCUGUCCAGCUCAUAUGUAUUUACUGCCCAAUGGACGCCGCUGUAGCAUGCAGCAUGCCUGUGAACAUUGGGAUUCGUGCUCACAGAUUUGUGUAACCAUAGGCAAGGGUUACAAGUGUAAAUGUUUCGAGGGCUAUGAUUUGGAAUAUGAUCGAUACACGUGCAAAAGUACAGCUCCUGAUGACCCAUAUGUAAUCUACACAAAUCGCCAAGAAAUUCGCGGCUUGAACCUGAAAAAGUCUACGUUCAGUAACUUCUAUGCUUCGCUGAGAAACACCAUUGCCUUGGACUUUCUCUACAACAACGUUUCCAGUCAAAUAUUCUGGACGGAUGUUAUAGAUGACAAAAUAUACAGAGGACAAUUGGUGGGAGAGUCUUUGCACAAAGUUGAGGCGGUGGUACAUUCUGGUCUCUCAGCCACAGAAGGUUUGGCUGUAGAUUGGAUUGGCAUGCAUUUAUAUUGGAUUGAUUCGAAUUUGGAUCAAAUUGAAGUGGCCAAACUGAAUGGAAGUUUCAGACGCACUCUUAUCGCCGGGGAUAUGGAAAGCCCACGAGGCAUAGCCUUGGAUCCUAGAGAGGGUCUACUAUUUUGGACUGACUGGGAUGACAACUAUCCACGCAUAGAACGUUGUUCGAUGGCGGGAAAACAUCGUCAGGCAAUAACAACCACUACACAGGUAUCGGCUGGUUGGCCCAAUGGUCUGUCAUUGGAUUAUACACAAAAACGUGUCUAUUGGGUGGAUGCCAAGUCCGAUUCGAUCUACACUGUGAAAUAUGAUGGUUCCGAUAUACAUUUGGUGCUAAGAGAUCGUGAAAUCCUAUCGCAUCCAUUUGCCAUUGCGGUCUUUGAGAAUUAUGUGUAUUGGACAGAUUGGAGAACUACAUCGGUGAUAAGGGCAAAUAAAUGGAAUGGUACUGACAUUGAAGUAAUACAACGAACACAUACCCAACCAUUUGGUAUACAGGUUCUGCAUUCCAGUCGCCAGCCACAAGCUGAAAAUCCUUGUGGAGAUAAUAACGGGGGCUGUUCGCAUUUGUGUUUGCUAGAUGUCAGGAAAACCUAUCAGUGUGCCUGUCCUCAUGUUAUGCGUUUGGAUCACAGCGACAAUAAAACUUGCGUUGCCAACGAACAAGUUCUACUUUUUAUUAUGGCCGAUGAAAUCCGUGGCAUAGAUUUAAUGCAACCCAAUCACCAUACCAUACCUACAAUUAGACAAUCUCCUCAGGUUUUGGCACCGCAACGAAUUGAUUUUACCGUAGAAGAUAGCCGCCUCUAUUGGUCCGACGUUCACUUGAAUGAAAUCAAAACAGCUGGCAUCUCAAAUGGCAUAAUCGACACGAUUAUCAAUACCGAUAUUCACAAUCCAACUGGAUUUGCCAUCGACUGGAUAGCUAAGAAUAUGUACUUCUCAACUGGUAAAAUUAGGAGUGACAUUUGGGCGAGUAAUUUGAAAGGCGAAUACGUAACCGAAAUAUUGAAAGAUUUGAAUAUGGUGGAAAGUAUUGCCUUGGAUCCAGUGAAUGGUAAACUUUAUUGGAUAUCUUCAACACGCAAUCUUCAAAAGUGGCAAAUCGAACAAAGUAAUCUUGAUGGUUCGGAGAGAAGCGUCAUCUAUGAACACAAUAAAACUCUGGCUUCGCUAACAAUGGAUUUCGAUUCGAUGCGUCUGUAUUUUGUCUAUGACAACUCGGGUAUAUCCUAUUAUAACAUAUCCACGAAAGACGUGAAAAUUGUAGUUGCAUCGAGUACGGUGAUGACCAUUAGCGCGGUAACUGUUUACAAUGGAACUCUAUAUUUUCCGGAGAAUAUACAGGGUGUUAUAAUGUCUUGUGAUAAAAAUGCGUGUGCCGAAUAUUCAAUUCUACGAAAAAAUACCAAAAAGGUACAAUAUUUGAAAAUGUUCUAUGCUGAGGCGCAACAAGGUGCAAACACAUGUGCUGGUCCCUUGAAAGGUGGUUGUGCUCAUCUUUGCUUUGCAAUCUCAAAUAAAGAUCAUACAUGCGGUUGUGCCAUUGGAUAUCGCAUAGAUCCCACAAACCCUACUCAGUGCGUUGGGGUAGAUGAGUUUUUGUUCUAUACAAAUCAUGAAUUGAAAGGCAUUGAAAUUUACGAUCCCAGUAAACCAAUCAGUGAGCAGGGACAAAAAAUGGCAUUGGGUCCCAUUUCUCGCAUAUCACUGGCCUCCUUCAUAGACUAUCAUGCCAAAGAAGAUUAUUUGUAUUGGGGUGACAAUGACAGUGGCACGAUAUCGCGCGUUAAGCGUGAUGGCACCCAACGUCAAGUUAUCAUCGAAUCUCCCGAAUGGUUGGAUAACAAACAAAUGGAUUGGCUGGGUGGCAUUGCAAUUGAUUGGGUAGCCGAAAACAUUUACAUCAGUGAUAUAAAGCGAAAUGUUAUCGAAGUGGCUCGUCUGGAUGGUUCCCAUCGUCAUGUCGUAGUUUCCAAUGUGAAAAAACCCAGUGCAUUGGCUGUUGAUCCCGUACAGGGUUUACUGUUCUAUGUGGCAGAAGGUGUUAUUGGUCGCACCGGUUUGGAUGGUUCACAACCAUUUGUUUUGGUAAAUCACGAUAAGCUUGCCACUAGUUCAGUGCUGGACAUUGAUGCUAAGAAGGAUAAAAUUGUCACCAGUUUAGUGCUGGACAUCGAUGCAACAAAGGUGUAUUGGUGUGAGGCACCCAAAGUAUCACUUGCCCAACCGUCGAUUAUGAGGGUUGACUACGAUGGAAAUUUGAAGGAGGUUUUGCUCAAUCAUACUCUUGAGUACCCCACGUCAGUGGGUAAGCUUGAUGAUUACAUCUAUUGGACGGAUAACAAUUACAACAAGGGCACCUUCAAAGUUGCCCAUAUGGCCAAUUUAAGCAACUAUGUUGAGUUGAAACGUUUUGAAGGCAAUUCGGUAAAGGAUAUGAAAAUAUACUCCAAUAGACUUCAAAAGGGUAUCAAUCCAUGCGCUGAAAAUAAUGGUGGCUGCCAGGAGUUGUGCCUCUUCAAUGGAACCACACCCAUAUGUGCCUGUUCACACAGCCGUGUCGCAGCUGACGGCAUGACCUGCGAACCCUAUGACAGUUUCCUGCUCUUCUCUUAUCAUAGUACCAUUGAAAGUGUCCACCUAACGGAUCACGCAAACAAAAAUGGCCCCGUGAAACCCAUCCGCAACACCACCAUGAUGAUGAAUGUCAUUGCCCUGACUUAUGACUAUGAGAAUAGUGUUCUGUUCUAUUCCGACGUCAUAUUAAGUACCAUCAAUGCUGUAAAUUUCAAUGGUAGCAAUAAUCGAGUUUUGGUUACACAUCAAGGGAAGGUUGAAGGCCUGGCGUUUGAUAUUGUCAAUGAAAUGCUCUUCUGGACUUCGAACAAUGAUGCAUCCAUUUGUAGCUUGGAUCUGCACUAUAUUUCCGACAACCCGGAUAAUAAUACACAAUUGGUGAACCGUAUUCGUGUCUUAAAUUCCAAAGACAAGCCACGGGGCAUUGCCGUGGAACCAUGUCUGGGCAUGAUUUAUUGGACGAAUUGGAAUGAGGAAAGUCCCUCCAUUCAAAGGGCUUAUGUGACCGGUUUUGGUUUGGAGUCGAUUAUCAAAACCGACAUCAAAAUGCCGAAUGCCAUUACCUUGGAUCUAGAGGACCAAAAGUUAUAUUGGGCUGAUGCUAGAAUGGAUAAAAUCGAAAGAGCCGAUUACGAUGGCACUCAUCGCGUUCGCUUGGCCCAUUCCACUCCCAAACAUCCAUUUUCCAUAGCUGUUUAUGGCGAUUUAUUGUUCUGGUCCGAUUGGGUUUUAAAAGCUCUGGUAAGAGCCAAUAAAUACACUGGUGCAGAAAUGGUUUUCCUGCGUGAUCAUGUUGAAAGGCCCAUGGGUGUCGUUGCUGUUCAGAAUACGACCGUCAAUUGUGAUUCGAAUCAAUGUAAGAUCCUAAACGGUGGCUGUGAAGAUGUGUGCAUUUUAAAUAGCAACGGAACAGCAAGUUGUCAGUGUACCCGCGGUAUUUUGGCGCCCGAUGGCCGCAGAUGUCUGCAACCGUUAAAUGUGAAGUGUGAUAAGAAUCAAUUCCAGUGUGGUUCUGGUGAAUGUGUCCCACUGCACUUGACAUGUGACAGUAUAGUUCAUUGUUUAGAUGGAUCCGAUGAAGCACGAAGCUAUUGUAUUAUACGCGCUUGUCCAACUGGUUUCUUUAUGUGCAAUAAUCAUCGUUGCAUUCCCCAGUCGCAAACAUGCGAUGGUGCACACCAAUGCGGUGAUGGCUCCGAUGAAUCUGAGCUUAUAUGUAAAUGUGAAGCGGAUAAGUUCCGUUGUGGUAGUGGUGAAUGCAUCGCAAAACAAUUUGUUUGCGAUCAUGUGCGUGAUUGCAAGGACUUUAGUGACGAAAAGCACUGUCCUGAAUCUGAAUGUCCAGCUGGAGAUGCUGUUUACGAGCACUGUCCCAAUUCCACGGCUUGUAUAAUGCCUAUGUGGCGUUGCGAUGGCGACAAUGAUUGCCCCGACGGUAGUGACGAGCUUGAUUGUGAUCAUGUGACGAAAGUUGCAUGUGGCCCCGGACAAUUCCAAUGUUCCAAUGGACGUUGCAUCAACGAAAAGUGGCGUUGCGAUGGAGAGAAUGACUGCAAGGACUCGGUGGUUGGCAAUUUCAGUUCCGAUGAAUACGGUUGUAAGUUGCAGUGCAAACCCAAUGAAUUUAGAUGCGACAACACCUGUAUUCCAGCCAGUUGGCAAUGCGACUCCAAGCCUGACUGCGAAGAUGGCUCGGAUGAAGGGGCCCAAUGUCCGAACCGUGUAUGCCAACCCCAUAUGUUCCAAUGUAAGUCCUCAGGCCGUUGCAUUCCACAAAAAUGGGUAUGCGAUGGAGAACACGACUGCCCAGCUCCAGGUUUCGAAGAUGAAGGAGAUCAGUGUGCCAUUGCCACAGUGCCGCAUAUUCCCGAUUGUGUUGCUCCAUCAUUUCUCUGUUCGAACGGCUUGUGUCUGGAUCGGCGUUUGGUAUGUGAUGGUGAUCACGAUUGCCCCAACGGUGAUGACGAAUACGAAGAUUGUGUACCGUUCAAUUUUACCCAAGUUUGCGUGGAGGAAGUGGAAUUCCAAUGUCAUAAUCUUGAGUGCAUAGCUAAAAAUCUAACUUGCAAUUCGAGGGCGGAUUGCUCCGAUGCAUCGGACGAAUCCGUGGAAUUGUGUGGCGAAUCGACAAUGACUUGUGGCCAAAGUCAAUAUCAAUGCAAAAAUGGCGCAUGCGUUUCGGAGGAACUGCUGUGUAAUGGUCGGAAUGAUUGCGGCGACUUUUCGGAUGAGUCUUUGUGUAAUAUUGAUGAGUGCCUCAAUCCGGAUAUUUGUGAACACAAGUGUAUUAAUAAGAAAAUUGGUUACGAGUGUCAAUGCCAUCCCGGAUAUAAGUUGCAUACCAACAAUCACCAUUUAUGUGAUGAUAUCGAUGAAUGCAAUGGUCCGCAUCAGUGUUCGCAAAUAUGUGCCAAUACCUAUGGCUCAUACAAAUGUCUGUGCAUGAAGGGUUACGAACUCAAGGAUGACCAUCAUACUUGCAAGGCCACCAGUAAUGAGACGGCUAAACUUAUAUUCUCCAAUCGUUAUUACAUCCGACAGGUGGAUAUGCGGGGCAAUGGCAGCAUACUUAUGCACCAGUUAUCGAAUGCCGUAGCCCUAGACUUUGAUUGGUCUUCCAAGUGCAUAUUUUGGUCAGAUGUAACGUCAACAAUGGCCAUGAUUAAACGAUAUUGUCCGGCGGAAAAUAAAACCACUACUCUACACCAGGCAAUGCUGAAGAACCCCGAUGGUUUAGCGGUGGAUUGGGUGGCAAAAAAUCUGUAUUGGUGCGAUAAGGGUUUGGAUACCAUUGAGGUGUCGAAAUUGGACGGCAAAUAUCGCAAGGUAUUGAUAAAUGAACAUUUGCGUGAACCUCGUGGUGUGGCCUUGGAUCCCUUUAAUCGUAAUCUUUAUUGGUCCGAUUGGGGUGAAGAUCCACAUAUUGGAAAAGCCGGUAUGGAUGGCUCAAAUGCCAGAAUUAUCAUACGUGAAAAUAUGGGUUGGCCAAAUGCCCUGACACUGUCGUUUGAAAGUAAUCAAUUGUUCUGGGGUGAUGCCCGGGAAGAUACAAUAUCCGUUUCUGAUUUGGAUGGCAACAAUGUUCGCAUCCUGAUGGCACGCAAAUUAAAUCCUCAUCUGAAUUUGCAUCAUAUUUUCGCCAUAGCUGUGUGGGAGGAUAAAAUAUAUUGGUCAGAUUGGGAAAUGAAGUCGAUUGAGUAUUGCAACCGAUUUACAGGACAGAACUGUUCAACUUUGGUGACAACCAUACAUCGUCCCAUGGACUUGCGAAUUUAUCAUCCAUACCGUCAGCAGCAGCCGUACGGUGGAAAUCCUUGUGAAAAUGCCGAGUGUUCUACGCUGUGCCUACUAUCGCCAGACCCACCGUUCUACAAGUGUGCCUGUCCCAAUAACUUCAUACUGGGCGAUGAUAAUAAGACCUGCAUUGCCAAUUGUACGGCAGCUCACUUCCAAUGUUCGCAGACCUACAAGUGUAUUCCCUUCUACUGGAAAUGUGAUACCCAAGAUGAUUGUGGCGAUGGUAGUGAUGAACCCGAAAAUUGUCCACCCUUCCACUGUGAACCGGGCCAGUAUCAGUGCAAUAAUAAGAAAUGUAUUCAUCCAGCUGCCAUUUGUAAUGGUAGCGACCAGUGCGGAGAUAAUUCCGACGAACAGAACUGUGAUAAAUUUACUUGCUUUGAGAACCAUAUGAAGUGUGAGGCUACUGCCAAUACAACCGCGUUCUGCAUUGAGAAUCUGCAGAAGUGUGAUGGCGUUAAGGACUGUCCUAAUGGUGAAGAUGAAGUGGGUUGUACGCCACUGAGCUGUAAAAAGGAUCAGUUCCAGUGUAAUAAUCGUUGUGUGCCCCUUGUGUGGGUGUGUGAUGGAGAUGCAGAUUGUCCCAAUAAAUCGGAUGAAAUGAAUUGUGAUAAAGUCACAUGUGAUUCCAGUGACUUCCAGUGCAGUUCCGGUCGGUGCAUACCAAUGGCCUGGCGUUGUGAUGGGGAAGAUGAUUGCCCGGAUGGCGAAGAUGAACCAGCCUCCUGCCGUUCACUGAAGGAGGAAUGUGAUCCCACAUACUUUAAGUGCAAUAAUUCUAAAUGUAUACCCGGCAGAUGGCGCUGUGAUUAUGAAAAUGAUUGUGGCGAUGGUAGCGAUGAACUGAAUUGCCAAAUGCGUAACUGUUCGGAAAGUGAAUUCAGAUGUGGAACUGGUAAAUGCCUUAAGCAUGAUCAUCGCUGUGAUGGCGAAAUACAUUGUGAUGAUAGCAGUGAUGAACUGAAUUGUAACAUAACCUGUAAGGCGAAUCAAUUUAAAUGUGCCACAUUCAAUACCUGCAUUAAUAAGCAAUACCAAUGUGAUGGCGACGAUGAUUGUCCCGAUGGCAGUGAUGAGGUUAAUUGCACCUGUCCCUCGGAUCAUUUCACCUGCGGCAAUGGUAAAUGUAUUAUGGCACGUUGGAAAUGUGAUGGUUGGGAUGAUUGUACCGAUGGCAGUGAUGAGAGUUUGGAGACCUGUGCCCAUGUUCACUGCCAUGCAAAUGCCUUUAAAUGCUCGAAUCUCAAGUGUAUACGCAAAUCUGCGCUUUGUGAUGGUGUCAAUGAUUGUGGCAACAAUGAAGAUGAAGCUGAUGAGGUAUGUGCCGCUCUACCGAAAUGUCGACACGAUCAAUUCCAGUGUGAGAACGAGGAUUGUAUAUCGAAAAUAUUCCGUUGCGAUGGUCAAUAUAAUUGUAUCGAUGGUUCGGAUGAAAUGAAUUGUCAACCACCGGUUUGUGGCUUUGGAACAUGCUCUCAGAUAUGUAUAGAAAAGAAGGCGGGACAUUACAACUGCAAGUGUACGGAGGGAUAUUCCAAAGGACCGGCGAAAAAUGAUACAUGUUUGGCAUCGGGUCCCGAUCAAGUUCUUUUAUUGGCAUCCGAACAAGAAUUCCGUUUUAUAUUACCAGCAAAGCAAGAGGGCACCACAAUGGUUGGUUUCUUCCACACGGAUAUCUUAAAGAUUGAUGUAUUCGACAUUUUAAUCAGAACUAAAGACACCUUGCUCUUCUGGAUCGAUUCACAUCAUGGCAAGGUUCAUACCAUGAAAAUAGCUAUACCCCAAACUGAAGCCAUAGCUGUAAGGGUAAGGCGUGAUCUCAAGGAGUUGAAAGCGUUUGAUAUUCCCGUAUUGGAUGAUCCGAAGUCCCUGGCCAUUGAAUGGAUAACUCAAUUGGUGUAUAUCAUUGAUUCCAAGCACAAUGAAAUUCUGGUUACCGAUAUUGAUGGCAAGAAGUAUGCUUCCCUGGUGUCAACUGGUUUAAAUCCCACCGAUAUUGUUGUGGAACCUGAGUCACGUAUUAUGAUUUGGUCCACUCUGGAAAAUGGCAUACUCAUGGCCUCAUUGGAUGGCCAAAAUAAACGUAGCUUAGUGGAACGUGAUGUUGGCUGGCCCAUAAGUUUAGCCAUUGAUUAUCCAACGGGGCGUCUGUAUUGGGCAGAUUAUCGUAAGGGUACUGUGGAAACGUGUCGUUUAAAUGGCAAGGAACGUAAUGUUGUGAGAAAGUUCUCCAACAAAGAAAAACCUCAAAAAAUUGAUGUAUUCGAGGAUUAUUUAUACAUAAAGCUAUAUGACCAAAGCAUAAUCAAAAUGAACAAGUUCGGUAAUGAUAACGGUACCUAUUUGCUGAAGGGCUAUAGAUCAUCUGACAUUGGUAUCCUACAUCCUUUGAAACAAAAUCGCAACAUAUCGAAUCCCUGUGCCAAGGACCCAUGUAAACAAAUUGGUGCCAUUUGUUUGAUGACCACCGAAACCAAUAGUGGUUAUAAAUGUCGUUGUCCCAAUGAUUUCCAUAUGGUCGAUGGUGUGUGUGUAGCCCAUCAAACCAUAGUUCCCGAUUAUUGUCCCCUGAAAUGUAACCUAGGCACCUGUAAAGUUAUCAACCAUGUUCCAAAGUGUAUUUGCCAACCACAGUUUGAAGGAGAAUUCUGUGAACAUUAUCGCUGUUCCAAUUAUUGCAUGAACUAUGGCUUGUGUAUAAUUGCACCACAAAUACCUGGCUCAUCUGAACCACCACCACUAAAAUGUAGCUGUACACCGGGAUGGUCGGGACCACGUUGUGAAACUUCUGUACCGGAGUGUCAGAGUCGUUGUCACAAUGGUGGCUCAUGUCGCAUUGAAGAUGGCAGUAUGAAGUGUACAUGUCCGCCAAUGUAUGUUGGCGAACAGUGUGAGCAUUGUGUGAAUUUGACAUGUACAAAUGGAGGUAUUUGUCGCGAGACUCUGUCGGGUACAACACAAUGUGAAUGCUCCGAUGGAUUCACUGGCAAACGUUGUGAGGUAAAUGUGUGCUCUGGUUUUUGUAAAAAUGGUGGAACAUGCGUCAUUGGUUCCAAGGGUGGUCCCCAGUGUCAAUGUCCCAAAGGUUAUUAUGGUGAAAAAUGUGAAUCAGAUUCAUGUGCCAAUUAUUGCCUAAAUGGUGGCGUGUGUAGAGAGAAACCAGGAAAGCUUUUGUGUUCUUGCCUGGAAAGAUAUGUAGGAGAUCGUUGUGAGACGGAUCUAUGUAAAACUUCCAAUCCACCAGCCUAUUGUGAUCCCGCUGAAAUACCACAACGUAAUCCAUGCACCGGCCUCAUUUGUCAAAAUGGUGGCACAUGUCAUGUCAUUAAGGGGGUAGCCAUGUGUAAUUGUUCCGAUCAAUGGAAUGGUGAAUUCUGUGAACGACCUGUAUCCGAUGAUAAUCCAUGUAUCAAUUAUUGUCACAAUAAUGGUGUUUGUCAUUUGGAUCCCUAUCAAAUUCCACAAUGUACAUGUAUAGGCGAAUGGGAAGGACCGGCUUGUGAUGUACCGCCACCAUGUGUGGGUAGCUGUGGCGUCUGCCAAACGGGAAGUUCUAUAAAUGAAUGCAAAUGCGAGGAUGGUCUAUAUACAACAUGUUUGGCGGACACUGCCAAUGCCCUGAGAAGUGAAACAGAACACUCGGCCAAUGUAAUGUCAAUAUUGGCCAUUAUUUUGGCAAUAGCUAUUUUAGUACUGGCCCUAUUUGGAGCUGGUCUGUACUUUUUGAAAAAACAUCGAAUAUCGCAACCAUUUUCCCAUGCUCGUCUCACAGAAAAUGUGGAAAUAAUGCUUACAAAUCCAAUGUAUCGAGGCGAUGCCGAUGAAACGCCGGCCUUUGUGCACGAGGAUGAUAAGGGUAACUUUGCCAAUCCCGUAUACGAAUCAAUGUAUGCCGAUGCGAUUGUGGAGCCAGCUGUGGUGCCGGAAAAUGUUCUGGCGCCGGAUGAACGUAAGGGUCUGCUGCAACAUUCACACGAUGACAACAAUACACCGGAUAUUCUCUGAUGAUUAACGUCAAACGAAAUACGCUAAGAAGGAGAUAAAUUUGUAUGAAAGUCAAGAUGUAUUAACGAACAAAAGCAAAA
Messenger RNA from Musca vetustissima, 13957 nucleotides. RefSeq names its product low-density lipoprotein receptor-related protein 1 (gene LRP1). The record is from RefSeq and is a predicted model, not a curated record. Lineage: Eukaryota; Metazoa; Arthropoda; Insecta; Diptera; Muscidae. Bases 45 to 13877 code for a protein of 4610 amino acids. The transcript is spliced from 28 exons. Gene Ontology annotation, molecular function: calcium ion binding; protein binding.